AUGGCGAUCAGCGAUCUUCGUUGGUGUCCGGAUGGAUUGGCAUUGCUACUAUUUGGAAAUUCGCCCGAAGCCAAGUAUAUUUGCUGCGGCACCGACGACCAGUGGAGCUACUCGGAGUCAUUGCAGGUCAUGUCUUGGAACGCAGCGCAAGUUUCUGAAUCUUUUAACUUGGUGGUGUACUAUUUGGUGUUCGACCCUUUCCGUACUGUUCUACAGAGCGUUGAACAAUUUAUGGCGGAGCUUGGCGAAGUGGCCCGAACAAUAUUCAGCUCUGCGUCGUGCCUGGGUGUCGUAAACGUCGCUUCGGAACUUCCUGCUUACAGUAUGUGGUGCAAUAGGCACUUGAAGCGAUGCUAUCCACGUCAGCUGGUGGAUUUGACGUAUCCAGGAACCAUGACGUUGGCCCAUCACAUGAUGCCAGUUGGAAUUGUUCCUGCCGACCUGCCCGUUCAUAUCACCUGCAAUGAUUGA
Molecule: messenger RNA, 471 nt
Organism: Soboliphyme baturini
Lineage: Eukaryota; Metazoa; Nematoda; Enoplea; Dioctophymatida; Soboliphymatidae
Source: the annotation of a GenBank genome assembly